AUGGCUGAUCAAGCAGUCGCGCGCCUGGCCGGCAUAAAUGUCGGUGCCCCUGCGCAUAUUCCCCCCAGUGGCGAUUUUGGCCUCAUCGGUUUGGCCGUCAUGGGCCAAAACCUCAUCCUAAACGCCGCCGACCAUGGAUUUACAGUUGUUGCCUUCAACCGCACAGUUUCAAAAGUCGAUCGAUUCUUAGACAAUGAGGCCAAAGGAAAAUCGAUUGUUGGAGCCCAUUCAAUCCAGGAGUUUUGCGCAAAGCUCAAGAAACCCCGCCGAAUUAUGCUGCUGGUCAUGGCCGGCAAACCCGUCGACGAUUUCAUCGAGGCACUCCUUCCCUACGUCGAACCCGGUGACAUCAUAAUUGACGGUGGAAACUCUCAUUUCCCCGACAGCAAUCGCCGCUGCAAAUACCUCAAGGAGCGUGGAAUUCGCUUCGUCGGAGCCGGUGUGUCUGGCGGCGAGGAAGGCGCCCGCUAUGGACCCAGUUUGAUGCCGGGAGGGAACGAAGAGGCAUGGCCAUAUAUCAAGGAUAUCUUCCAGAGUAUUGCUGCCCAGAGCUAUGGUGAGCCAUGCUGCGAUUGGGUAGGAGACGAGGGUGCAGGCCAUUAUGUCAAGAUGGUCCAUAACGGUAUCGAAUAUGGAGAUAUGCAGCUCAUUUGUGAGGCCUAUGAUAUCAUGAAGAGGGGUCUCGGUAUGACCGCUGCGGAGAUGGGUGAUGUCUUUGAGAAGUGGAACAAGGGUGUUCUCGAUUCAUUCUUGAUCGAAAUUACUCGAGAUGUCUUGCGCUACAACGAUGAAGACGGCAAGCCGCUGAUUGAAAAGAUCUUGGACACCGCUGGUCAAAAGGGCACUGGUAAGUGGACUGCUAUCAACGCUCUUGAUCUUGGUAUGCCGGUGACCUUGAUCGGAGAAGCUGUCUUCUCCCGUUGCCUGAGCUCUCUGAAACAAGAGCGAGUUCGCGCCAGCAAGAUCCUGCAAGGCCCUAAGCCCGAGUUCACUGGUAACCGGGACGAGUUCAUCAACAAUCUGGAGCAAGCCCUUUAUGCUUCCAAGAUCAUCUCCUAUGCGCAAGGUUUCAUGCUGAUUCAGAAUGCUGCCAAAGAGUAUAACUGGAAAUUGAACAAGCCCUCGAUUGCAUUGAUGUGGCGUGGUGGCUGCAUCAUCCGUUCCGUCUUCUUGAAGGACAUUACCAACGCAUACCGGAACGACCCUGAGCUUGAAAAUCUCCUCUUUGACGACUUCUUCAACAACGCCAUCCACAAGGCACAGCCCGGAUGGCGCGAUGUUGUCAGCAAGGCAACCUUAUGGGGUAUCCCAGCUCCAGCCUUUUCAACUGCGUUGAGUUUCUAUGACGGCUAUCGCUCGCAUGAUCUCCCAGCCAACCUCCUCCAGGCCCAGCGCGACUACUUCGGCGCGCAUACUUUCUUGAUGAAGCCGGAAUGCGCCAAUGAGAGGUAUCCAGCAGGAACGAAUGUCCACGUCAACUGGACCGGCCGCGGAGGCAAUGUCUCUGCUUCCAACUACCAAGUCUAA
Molecule: messenger RNA, 1527 nt
Organism: Uncinocarpus reesii 1704
Lineage: Eukaryota; Fungi; Ascomycota; Eurotiomycetes; Onygenales; Onygenaceae
Product: 6-phosphogluconate dehydrogenase (decarboxylating)
Exons: 5
Coding region: 1-1527 (508 amino acids)
Biological process (GO): pentose-phosphate shunt; pentose-phosphate shunt, oxidative branch
Cellular component (GO): cytosol
Molecular function (GO): NADP binding; phosphogluconate dehydrogenase (decarboxylating) activity
Source: RefSeq, a predicted model, not a curated record